UCUCUCUAUCAAGAGUUUUCUAUCUCUCUCUUCCGCCAUUUCUCUUUCUCUCUCUCUCACUUAAAAAAACCAGUGGCUCAAUGCUCUUCUGCCUCUGCUUCAUUUCUCUAGCAGAAAGCAGAAAUCUUUAGCUAGAGAGAAGAAGAAGAGGAGGAAGAAGAAGAGUGUUUGGGAGAAAGGAAAGUACAGAAAGAAAAUCUUUCUUUUUUCUUCUGUACUUUCCAUCUCUUAUUAGAGAGAGAGAGAGAAACAGAAAAGAGGGAUCUGAAACAUUUUGUUCUGGUUUCGACUUUUCUGUUCCGACCCAAUAAAAAAAAUCCAUUCUUUUUCAGCAUUCAAUUUCAAAGAGAAACAAAGAAAGAAAAUCCCUUUUGUAUUUUCUCGAGAAAAUGGCAGAAACAGCUCAGAAAAUUCUGAUCCCAGAAACGUUUCAGGGAGGACCUGGUGUUGGAUAUGACAUUGCAUCUCAAAUUGGACUUAUGUGGGAGCUAAUUAAAGCACCAUUGAUAGUCCCAUUGCUGAGGAUUGGAGUUUACAUUUGCUUAGCUAUGUCUUUAAUGCUUUUCAUGGAGAGAGUUUAUAUGGGAAUCGUCAUCGUUUUGGUCAAACUUUUCUGGCCAAAACCAGAGAAAAGAUACAACUAUGAACCCAUUCAAGACGACGUCGAAUUGGGCUCCUCUAAUUUCCCUGUCGUUUUGAUCCAAAUCCCCAUGUUUAACGAAAGAGAGGUUUACAAAGUCUCCAUUGGAGCUGCAUGUGGGCUUUCAUGGCCGUCCGAUCGUCUCGUGAUCCAAGUCCUCGACGAUUCAACUGACCCAGUAAUUAAGCAAAUGGUGGAAACUGAGUGUCAAAGAUGGGCUAGUAAAGGCAUAAAUAUUAGGUACCAAAUCAGAGAAACAAGAGGUGGUUAUAAAGCUGGUGCUUUAAAAGAAGGUCUUAAAAGAAGCUAUGUUAAACACUGUGAAUUUGUAGCCAUUUUUGAUGCUGAUUUUCGACCGGAACCGGAUUAUCUCCGACGUGCUAUUCCUUACUUGACUAGAAAUCCCGACAUUGCUCUCGUCCAAGGUCGAUGGAGAUUUGUGAAUUCUGAUGAAUGCUUGUUGACAAGGAUGCAAGAAAUGUCAUUGGAUUACCAUUUCACAGUUGAACAAGAAGUUGGUUCAGCCACACAUGCUUUCUUUGGCUUCAAUGGAACUGCUGGUGUUUGGAGAAUUGCUGCGAUUAACGAGGCCGGCGGGUGGAAAGACAGAACCACUGUCGAAGACAUGGAUCUCGCCGUUCGUGCUAGUCUUAGGGGAUGGAAAUUUGUCUACCUUGGUGACCUUCAGGUGAAGAGUGAAUUGCCUAGUACAUUCAACGCUUUUCGAUUCCAGCAGCAUAGAUGGUCAUGUGGCCCAGCAAAUUUGUUCAGGAAAAUGGUGAUGGAGAUUGUCAGAAAUAAGAAAGUUAAAUUCUGGAAGAAAGUGUAUGUUAUAUACAGUUUCUUCUUUGUGAGAAAGAUCAUAGCUCACAUGGUGACUUUCACAUUUUACUGUGUUGUACUUCCUUUGACUAUUUUGGUUCCUGAAGUCAAAGUUCCAAUCUGGGGAGCUGUCUAUAUCCCUUCUGUCAUUACUAUUCUCAACUCUGUUGGAACUCCAAGGUCAAUUCACCUUUUGUUUUACUGGAUUCUGUUCGAGAAUGUUAUGUCGAUGCACCGAACAAAGGCGACUUUGAUCGGUCUUUUGGAAGCCGGUAGAGUCAACGAAUGGGUUGUCACCGAAAAAUUAGGAGAUAUCGUCAAGAACAACGCUGCUGCUGCUGCUAUCGCCAAGAAAACACCCUUCAAACUCUUCAAAAAACCCGGGUUCAAAUUCGGUGCAAGAUUACAUCUAUUGGAGCUUGGUUUUGGAGUGUUCCUCUUCUUAUGUGGAUGCUAUGAUUUUGUUCAUGGCAAAAACAACUACUUUGUUUACCUAUUCCUUCAAACCAUUACCUUCUUCAUCUGUGGAUUUGGCUAUGUUGGCACCAUCAUACCAAGCUCAUGAUCUUAGUUCAAGCAAAUUAUUAUUUAUUAUUAUUAUUAUAAUUAUAUAUAUUUAUAUACUUUGAAGAAAAAAAAAACAGAAUGAUUUGUUUUUCACCCAAGGUCCAAAAAAUCCUUGUCAUCUGCAACAAAAAAUGUAUAAGUGAGGAGGAAAUUUGUACCAUAUGUUCUCAUCAUCAAGCUCAUUUUUUAAGUUAAGAAAACGAAGCGUUUUAUCGGUCGAUCGAUCGGUGGUGCGGAAAUGAGGAACAAAUAUUGAAAGAAAAUGUUGUUCUUGAUGUUGAUCACUUAGAUAAGAUGCAGAAAACAGCAUAGGUUUAGAGUAUUUAGGCAAGGAGAUUAUUAUUAUUAUUAUUAUUAUUAUGUUGGUUUUUAAAUUUUAUUUUUUGGUAACAUUGUAAUUUUAUUUUUUGGGUUAAAUUUUGUUUCCUUUUAUUUUUUUUGGGGUAUUUUGUAGUUUUUUUUUUUGGAAGAAUUGGGUGGGUUUAGGUUAGAUUUGCUUGGAAUAAUAUCUCAUAGUUGAAAAGGGUGUAUUUGUAAUUUAUUACCAUUUGAUGUCUCUGUAAACUUCUUUAUAUUAGAGUGUAUUGAAAAACUGUAUGGAAUAUAUAUACAGGAGAAGGUUCAGAGAGACUAAA
Molecule: messenger RNA, 2664 nt
Organism: Cannabis sativa
Lineage: Eukaryota; Viridiplantae; Streptophyta; Magnoliopsida; Rosales; Cannabaceae
Product: glucomannan 4-beta-mannosyltransferase 2
Exons: 9
Coding region: 390-2027 (545 amino acids)
Cellular component (GO): Golgi apparatus
Molecular function (GO): mannan synthase activity
Source: RefSeq, a predicted model, not a curated record